Messenger RNA from Asterias rubens (European starfish), 1402 nucleotides. Its product is annotated as ATP synthase subunit g, mitochondrial-like. The record is from RefSeq and is a predicted model, not a curated record. Gene Ontology annotation, molecular function: proton transmembrane transporter activity. Gene Ontology annotation, biological process: proton motive force-driven ATP synthesis. The transcript is spliced from 3 exons. The coding region runs from base 92 to 466 and encodes 124 amino acids. Lineage: Eukaryota; Metazoa; Echinodermata; Asteroidea; Forcipulatida; Asteriidae.
GAAAACUCACCAAACCUACUUAUGUUGCGGGCCGGUUAAGCAAGGGUCGCAACCUAAGUGUGAAAACAGACUGUGAUUACCGGCAUCCAACAUGGCGAAGGCACUGCAAAAAAUGGUUGGCAUGGGCCAAAGACUUGGGACUACAGUGGUCACCCAGGGACCCAAAGUAGCAGGAGAUGCCAUGCAAUGGUCCAAGCCGAGGCUCUCUAAAUUCUGGUAUUAUGCACGAGUAGAACUAACUCCCCCAAGUCCAGCCGAUAUACCUGCAAUACAGAAGGGCUUCAGUAACAUCGUAGCUAGCGCCAGGACAGGAAAAUGGAAACAGCUUACAACAAAGGAGGCGUGGCUGAACACUCUAGUCUGCGUGGAAGUGGCUUUCUGGUUCUUUAUCGGCGAACAGAUCGGUCGACGAAGCAUCAUCGGCUACAACGUCAAGUCGGAUUUCGAGGAACCCGUUUACAUCUAACCUCAUCAAAAUGCCAGAGUUUCUUCAGUUUUUUGGUGACUUUUGAAUCCACCAUGAUCUUUCUCAAGAUCUUCUUCUCUUUCCCUAAGUAAGGGGAAUGUCUUCAUUGGGUAACACGUACCGUAGUCCGACAAGAAGAGACGGUGUACACUAGGAGCAGUUUCAUGACUAUUUCAUGAGUCUUUCACAAGGGUCACUGUUCUUCUUUUACAGGUUUAGCGCCAAAUGUCUUCUCUAGCUGUGUAUGUGAAGAAUGCUUAUUGUGUUCACACACAACUUCAGAGUCCUUUCUAUCCUGUGAAAUACUCUUUAAAUUAUGGGGAGUCCAUCCUCGUGUGGUGAACGAUCUUCAUUUAGUUGGUUAAUAGCAAGAAACUUCUGAGCUAGUUGUGUAAGCAAAGGGUGCUUAUGUAACAUGAAAAACACACGUACGCUAAGAUGUUUACAUUGCUAAACGUCCAGGGCGUAAUAACGCUAAUAAAAAACCCAGUAAAUAAAUUCAUCAUUUAGGGCAUCCUGCAUAAAGAAAAACAUUGAAAGCUUAAGAUUCUGGGGGAUUCAUAAGUUUAGGAGUGAUUUGUUGAUUUGAUUUAUGUUUUAGAAACAUGUUGAAAAUGUUGUUUUCAGAGAGAUUGCAUGAGAGUGGUUUGAAAUCAUUUCAGAGACUAAUCUGGUCACGUAGGAAAUUCAUAAUGAGAUUGUUCUACAAUUAUAUGACUUUUGAUUGAUCCAUCAAUUUAAUGACAAAAUGGUAUCAAUUCAAAAACAGUUUUGAAAAGAAAAACUAAGAAUGUGUGCGAAGCUAAAAGACAUUACUCUCUGUUUUGCAACUUGGAUAGAUAAAAACGUAAACCUCUGUUUGAAAUUUUAUUAAUAUUCUUAGUUGAUAAUAAUUGUAUGUUUGAAUACAAAUAAAAACUAUUAUUAAUGUUAAAA